UUUUUUAGGGUGCCAUUUACACCAAAUUAGUUUUUUAAAUAUUAAAAUAUAAUCUAAAUUUAGAAUGUGUACAUCGCUUUUCCCUGCCUAGAUUGCAUUCGACAUAGACAUGGAAUUGAUGUGAGGCAAAACUCUCCAAUCUAGAUUGGGAAAGAAGGCUACGAGGUCAACAGCACCCACUGGGCGAAAGGGUGCAAUCGUUUGACUCAGUACGUGCAAGUCUGAAACAAUGUCAUUCUUGGAUGCAUUGGAUGAUUCUCUAGAAUCUACAGCAGUUCCAACAAUUGGUGCAUUUCAACCCAAGGUGAAGCCUAGGGGCAAGAAACCUAAUGUUGCAGCCAAAUCCAAAGUCGCUGCCGUGGGCCAAAAAACUGCUGAACAACAGUCUGUCAAGGUUGCCCUACCUGAAACCAACUCUUCUGUGAAGGAAAACCAUUUUAGUCCCGCUCAAGAAAUUGAUGCAAGUCACGAUGUGGGUGCCUCUUCAAUCUGUACAGAAGAGGACCCAGUCGAGGAAAAACCUAUUUCAGAUACAUCAGUGCCUAUCAACAAUUUAAAUGGAAAGAUAAAUGACCAACGGAAAGGCUGGAGGCAGAAAUUAAAAGAAAAGAAAGCAGUUGACAACUCAAAAAUGGUAUCGGCAUCAGUGGAACUUGCCACAGGAAAUGAUCAGGAUGACCAACACAAUGAUAAAUCAAAACAACAGAGACCGAAAAUGAGGGGCAAAAAGACUUCUUGUGGCUCAAAAAAAUCAAUCGAGGAAAGCCCUACAGAAAUACUUGAUCCCUCAAAUGUGGAGACAGGAGAAAACUGCAUUGAUUCAAAUGUGGGAGUUGAAUUAAAUGAUCUAUCUGAAAAGAACAACGGUCGAUCCAGGCGUCAGAAGCGGAAAUCAACCCCUUUGACAAACUAUUCGGACAAUAACAAUUUAAAUACAGGCUCAGCCAAUAUUAGACAAUCCUCAGAGGAUCAGGAACUAACUGAAGAUGUUACAGAAAAACAGACACGGAAAAAGAGGAAAUCUUCCACAAAUGGAAAGUCUUUAGAAUCCACAAAAGUCAAAUUUUCUCACAGCACUGUAAGACGGAGAAGGCGUGUGGAACAGCAUCUGCUUGACACUCCUGAAGCUGAUCUUGACACAUCAAAAAUGACCUUAACGGACUUAAUCCGACUUGCAGAAGCUAAAGAAAGGAAACAGAAGAAGGAAGAAUUGACAAAGAACAAGUUACAGUCAGUUGAAGCGGCUUCAAAUUCCAAUGCAAAUGAACCUACUAAAGAACCAGAGGAAGACCAAGGGGCUAUGCUUGCUCCUCAAGUUAAAGUUGUAAAUGGUCAGAUUGUUAUCAAUGAAGAGAGCCUUGUAGUUUCCCAUCGUGAUCUGAACGCAGAUGAUUUUCGUACAUAUCGAAGAGUGGAAGAAAGCACUUCCAAACUGAACUAUCAUACCUAUAUGAAUCGAACACCUGCAGAAAGAUGGUCCAAGUCUGACACUGAACUAUUUUACAAGGCUAUGCAACAAUUUGGGACAGACUUUGGAAUGAUUAGGCAACUAUUUCCUGGAAGAACACGCCGUCAAGUAAAAGCAAAAUUUAAAACAGAAGAGAGGAAAAACCCAUUACAGCUUGCUGACACAUUACUUCAUAGGACACAAGAUCACUCUCAUUUUGAGAUGCUGAUUGAUCGAUUAAAGAUAUCCAGUGUGCCUGCAGAGAAUAUCAAUCCAGAAUGCAAAACAUCUCCAUCAACUGUCGUGGAAGACAUAACAUUAGAGACCUUAGAUGAAGCUCAAGAAGAAAGGGGAAACAACACUAAAAAUAAUUCUUCACUUGAUAUAUCAGAAGCACAAGAAAUUGAGCAAUGUGAGAAAAGGCCAGCGGAAGAAACGGAUUCUACAUUUCCUGUUGGCAGUUUUGAAGAUAUUUCAAACGUUGAUGAAAUAAAUGAGAGUUAUAAACAUAUGGAAGAUUCGAAUGUGGUCAAAGAAGCGUCUCCGAAUAAAGAAAAUGCCAGCAACGAACCAAUUGCAAAACCUCCCAAGUCACUUUUUUCAUAUCAGGUCGGAUCAACAAAGCCAAAAUCACUUUUUGGUUACCAGAUGUAAAUUUUACUUAGGUAUUGUUUGUCCAUUAUCUUUAUUAUUGGAAUUCAUGCACCCAUUUGUUGGUGUAAUCCAUUAUAAAUAGCUGCCUUUGAAGGCAUGCUGAUAAAAUGGAAGAAGGGGCUUCUUCCAUUAUUUCUUACUAGAAGUUGAAAUGUAAUUUUAAUCCCCAUCUAAGGUGUGGGUUUCAUUUUAUUGUUUAAGCCAGUCAUUUGUCAGUCUUCUCAAGAAAUCAGCGUAACUUUAUAACACUCUACAUGAAUUGUAAUGUUCAUGAAUUCGAAUUCCCCUGAUAAACUUGAUGAGAACAACCAGAUGAUUCUAUGGAAGCUCUAAAUUAUGGUUGCUUCAGAUUUUAUUUGGAAUUGAAUGGCAGUGGACAUAUUAUUUUUAAAGCACUAAGCUGGAAUAAAUACUACAGUAGUAAGCUUAAA
Molecule: messenger RNA, 2532 nt
Organism: Cryptomeria japonica (Japanese cedar)
Lineage: Eukaryota; Viridiplantae; Streptophyta; Pinopsida; Cupressales; Cupressaceae
Product: transcription factor TFIIIB component B''
Exons: 9
Coding region: 230-2101 (623 amino acids)
Biological process (GO): RNA polymerase III preinitiation complex assembly
Cellular component (GO): transcription factor TFIIIB complex
Molecular function (GO): TFIIIC-class transcription factor complex binding
Source: RefSeq, a predicted model, not a curated record